CCGAGAGCGGAGAGGUGUAGUUGCUUGUAUUCACUAUUCAUAUUUAAUGUCGCUUUUUAUACGCUAAUAAUAUGUAAUUUAUAGUUUGAAUUUACGUUGUACUAAAUUUAAAUGUCGUUGAAACCUAAAUAUGCUUAACUUGGUGUUUGUAUUCAGUUCGUUAACAUUAAUAUAGCUUUUAAUCAAUAUAUUCGGAGCAUCAGAACAUCAAAAUGUAUAGAAUUUCUCAACAUUUGCUUUACUCAGUAGUAUUGUUAUUUGUAUUYCUUGUAACAACUUCAUCUAUAAUUCAAUCUCCACCAAGAAUUGUAAAAGAAUCUAUUACAGAUGAAGUACUAUUUCAAGUAGCUACUGUUCAAAAUCAAAAUGUUAGACCCUUUGUAAUUGAUUGUGAAGCAGAAGGAGAACCUGCUCCAAAGUAUCGAUGGAUGAAAAAUGGUAAGAAUUUUGAUUGGCAGGCAUAUGAUGACAGAAUAGCUCAACAACCUGGCCGUGGUUCAUUAACUAUUACUGAACCUAGAGAUGAAGAUCUAGGACAAUAUCAAUGUUUUGCAGAAAACACUUGGGGUACAGCAACUUCCAAAUCUGUGAUGGUUGUGAAGGCUGAAUUAAAUUCUUUUAAAGAUGAACCAACAAUUUAUGUUGAAGCUCAAGAAGGUGAUCCGUUUAAACUUGUUUGUCAUCCUCCAACCGGAUGGCCUAAGCCAAAUGUUUAUUGGCUUAUAAGGAAUAAAGAUGGUGGCUUAACAACAGUUAACAACACUAGAAUGACAUUAGAUCCAGAAGGUAAUCUUUGGUUUUCAAAUGUAACCAGACAUGAUACUAGUGAUGGAUCUACAUAUUUUUGUUAUGCUGAAUCAUUGACAAUGAGCGAGUAUAMAUUAGGCAACCCUGUAAAUUUGAACGUUAUUCAAACUGCAGAAACAGCUUUACAAAACAAAUAUCCACCUACUCAACAAUAUGUAACUAGAAGAAAUGAAGUAGCAUUAUUGGGUAAAAAAGUUGAAUUGUUUUGUAUUUAUGGUGGAACUCCUUUACCAGAAACUGUUUGGCUCAAAGAUGGUAGGCCUAUACAAUCCAAUGAAAGGGUAAGCCAAGGAAAUUAUGGAAAAAGUUUGGUCAUAAAGAAAGUUAAAUUUGAAGAUAAAAAUGCUAAAUUGGCUUCACUCAAACCAUCAACUAAUUAUCGAAUCUACAUUAAAGCUACUACUAAGGCUGGCGUUGGUGAACCAUUUUUCAUUGAAACACAAACCAAACCUCCCUUACCCGAAGGAACUGAAUUGGAUAAACCAGUAUUCCAUUAUGAGCAUAAAGCUUAUAAUAAUGUUUUUGAUACAAUUCGAAUUUUGUGGACUCCUGAACUUAAAGGAAACCCGGGAUCUCACUUCUUUGUAAAAUACAAACUUAAAGGUGCCAACUUGUACGAGGAAACUAAACCUGAACUUGACAAGAAUUUUAUUGAUGUAAAAGGCUUGAAACCAGGAGAAUUGUAUGAAUUUGUCGUAGUUGCUGUAGAUGGUAAUACCAUGAAAGAAUCAGAUAUUGCUGAAAUUGAGGCAUCAAGCACUGAUCCUAUAAUUAGAAGAAGCGAGAAUAUGGCUACAUCAGGAUGGUUUAUUGCAAUGCUGUUAGCUUUGUUAUUCCUGAUUAUCCUGUUAAUUAUUGUAUGCAUAGUAAAACGUAAUAGAGGAGGAAAAUAUGUAGUACAUGAAUCAGAAGCAGCACGUGGUAGACAUGAUUAUCCUGAUGAACCUCAUUUUCUUGAAUAUUCUCAACCACUUGGUGGUGCAAAAAGAUUAGGAAGUGAAAAACAGUCUCCAGAAAGUGAUACUGACUCAAUGGCAGAGUAUGGUGAAGGAGAUACAGCUCAGUUUACGGAGGAUGGAUCUUUUAUUGGUCAAUAUGGUACAGCUAGAAAAAAUCGGCAACAGCAAUCUCAACCUCAACCACAACCUCAAACUCCACUUCAAGCUGUCACUGGUUCGUCCUCUGCUGCCACUUAUGUUUAAUUUUUGACAAAUAUUUUUGGCAUUUACUCAUUUGCCUAGAUAAUACAUAAAAUAUUUUUAUGCAUUUUUAACAAAUCUUCCCUGCCCUAAAACCAAAGCUUUUCAUGUCAGUAUUACUGUUUUUUAUUUGACCAAUAAUGCUUUAAAAAUAUUUGAUUGUAAAGAUACAGGCUAUAUUGUUGUCUUUUGUUGUAACUAAUGGUUGUAUUUUUGUAACGUGUCUAUUAAUUUCAUAUUAGAAUUCCUUGUCUGUGAUAAAAACGUUUUUCAGUUCAUGAUGAAAAGAAAUAGGAACAUUAGAAAAACUAAGUAACUUAACCAUUUAAUUUCAAUUGGAAAGAAGAAAUAGUAUUAUUUUUAAUAUAUUAAAACAAGAAAUUCAUACAUAUAUAAAUAUAUUUAAUUUAAAAUCGGAAUUUUGUAUUCAUACCAUACCAAUUAUUAUAGGCAUUACAACUUUUUAUUUUGUGCCACAGUCAUUCUUAGGAUGGUUUGGUUGUUGUUGUGAUUAAUUCUGUUAAUUUAAUUAUUAAUAUUAAAAUGCACGCUAUGCCUGCGCUUCAUUUAACACCUUUUUAAAUAUUUGUUAUGUUAUA
Molecule: messenger RNA, 2605 nt
Organism: Diuraphis noxia (Russian wheat aphid)
Lineage: Eukaryota; Metazoa; Arthropoda; Insecta; Hemiptera; Aphididae
Gene: Nrg
Product: Neuroglian
Biological process (GO): axon guidance; brain development; cell-cell adhesion
Cellular component (GO): plasma membrane; axon
Molecular function (GO): cell-cell adhesion mediator activity
Source: RefSeq, a predicted model, not a curated record